CCAGUGCCCAUCAUUGCCACAUCAGUGCCACAUAUCAGUGCCCAUCUGAGCUGCCUUUCAGUGUCACCCAUCAGUGCCAGUCAGUGCCACCUAUCAAUGCUAGUCAGUGCCACCUAUCAGUGUUGCCAAUCAGUGCCACCUAUCAGUGCCAGUCAGUGCCACCUAUCAGUGCCAGUCAGUGCUGCCUAUCAGUGUGCAUCAGUGCCGCCUAUCAGUGCCCGUCCGUGCUGCCUAUCAGCUCCGCCUAACAACAGUGCCACCUAUCAGUGCCAGUCAGUGCCACCUAUCAGUGCC
Molecule: messenger RNA, 294 nt
Organism: Staurois parvus
Lineage: Eukaryota; Metazoa; Chordata; Amphibia; Anura; Ranidae
Source: the annotation of a GenBank genome assembly